GAGAAAGGAGACACCAAAGAAGAUAAAAGUUCUGUCCAUUUCUGUCUGCUCAGGAAUGCCAAAUCUUAUUUUUGCUUUUUUUUAUUGUAGAGUAUGGCUACUUUCAGCCAUGACUGCAGUACACAGAUACCAGAGCUCCCUUUAACCUGGCUUAGCAGUGCAGGUACCUGAAGCAGUGUAGCCAUGGCAGCACAGAGCUCUGAGUGGCCUAAUUACUCUGCCAGGAAAUAAAUGGAUACUGGCAAAGAAGCAAUAGAGGUGAAAACCCCACAGAGUCACCAGGAUGUGAUGCCCAAUGAUGAGCAGUAAUUACUGCAGCAACACUUCAGCCAGCAUGAGUGUCAACGAAAUGUCUGCCUUCCCUCUGACUCUAGAGCAAAAAACUGGCUUUGCCUUUGUGGGGAUUUUGUGUGUUUUCUUGGGACUUCUAAUUAUCCGAUGCUUCAAAAUCUUGCUAGACCCCUACAGUAGUAUGCCUUCUUCUACAUGGGAAGAUGAAGUUGAGGGGUUGGAUAAAGGAACAUUUGAAUAUGCUCUUGCAUGAAAACUCACAGAAUAUCCUGCCUUAAAUUUGAUGUUGAUUUCAUUUUGGAAACCAACUGUUGUUACAUUUGUUAUACAUCCCCGCAUUUCGGAGAUAUGUUGGUGGCGUCCAUUUUGUUAAAUAAAUAUUUGUUGCAAACUCAA
Molecule: messenger RNA, 687 nt
Organism: Manacus vitellinus (golden-collared manakin)
Lineage: Eukaryota; Metazoa; Chordata; Aves; Passeriformes; Pipridae
Gene: CTXN2
Product: cortexin 2
Exons: 2
Coding region: 296-544 (82 amino acids)
Source: RefSeq, a predicted model, not a curated record